AUGCAAACCACAACAUAACUACUACUUACCCUCAACAAAAACCCUCCCUAACCCACACAACACAAUACAAUGGCUUCUUCAUUCAUAAUCUCUCUAACCGUUUUCCUAACCACCGUCAUAAUCGCCGUUAACGGUUGUUCACCGUCAGACAGAACCGCUCUAUUAUCCUUCAAAGCAGCACUUAAAGAGCCUUACCACGGCAUCUUCAACACAUGGUCCGGUGAGGAUUGCUGCGUUAACUGGUACGGCGUUAGCUGCGACUCCGGUAGAGUAACCGACAUCAACCUCCGCGGCGAGUCGGAGGAUCCUAUCUUCGUUAAAUCCGGCCGUUCCGGUUACAUGACUGGAAAUAUCUCACCGGAGAUCUGUAAGAUCGAUCGUCUCACUUCACUCAUCGUCGCCGACUGGAAAGCUAUCUCCGGCGAGAUUCCUCAAUGUGUUACUUCACUUUCUAAUCUCAGAAUCCUUGACUUAAUCGGAAACCAAAUCACCGGUAAAAUUCCUUCCAAUAUCGGAAACUUACAACGUCUCACUGUUCUCAAUCUCGCCGAUAAUUCAAUCUCCGGCGAGAUUCCGGCGUCGAUCGUUGAACUCGGUUCACUUAAGCAUCUUGAUUUAAGUAACAACGUUCUCACCGGUUCGAUUCCCGCUAAUUUUGGGAAACUUGGAAUGUUAAGCCGCGCUUUGCUGAACCGGAACAAACUCACCGGUUCAAUUCCGGUUUCUAUUUCAAACAUUUACCGGCUUGCUGAUCUGGAUUUAUCAAUGAACCGGUUAACCGGUUCGGUUCCUUCCGAACUUGGAAAAAUGCCGGUUCUUUCAACUUUAAAUUUGGAUAGUAACUUACUUUCGGGUCAAAUACCUUCUAGUUUGUUAAGCAAUUCGGGUUUGGGUAUAUUGAAUUUGAGUCGAAACGGGUUUUCGGGUACCAUACCCGAUGUUUUUUGUCCAAAAUCGUAUUUUAUGGUUUUGGAUUUAUCGUUUAACAAUUUGAACGGUCGGGUACCCAGUUCGUUAUCGUCGGCCAAAUAUGUCGGGCAUUUGGAUCUUAGCCAUAACCAUUUAUGUGGAUCAAUACCAUUAGGUGUGGGUUCACCUUUUGAUCAUCUUGAAGCGUCGUCGUUUAGUAACAAUGAUUGUUUGUGUGGUAACCCUUUGAAGACAUGUUAAUAAUGUGGGUGACCCGUGACCCAUGACCCGAAAUAAGUGAAUUACCCAAUUCGUUUAUGAUUUGCACUAAUAUACUAUAAUUCAAGUUUUGAAGUAAUGAAAAUAUAAAGUGAUGUUAUAUUUUUAAUGUAAUGAUUUUGGUUUUAUUAAGUGAUGUAAUAAUAUGAUAGAGUAUUUUAGGAGCAUAGACAUAUAUGGAUGAACAUGCAUGGCAUUAUAUUAAGGCUUUGAAGAAAAGAAUUUAUGUUUAAUUUGUGCAGAGGUUAAGUUGGAUCUGAUAUAUCUGAAUGUUUCCAUUAAGCAUGUGAGCUUCAUAAUGUAAAAUAUUGGAUUCGAUAAUGACCCAAUUGUUACUCUACCUAAUCAAUUCAAAGUGUUUAAUUUAA
Messenger RNA from Trifolium pratense (red clover), 1556 nucleotides. RefSeq names its product DNA damage-repair/toleration protein DRT100-like. The record is from RefSeq and is a predicted model, not a curated record. NCBI's taxonomy places the organism in Eukaryota, Viridiplantae, Streptophyta, Magnoliopsida, Fabales, Fabaceae. Bases 70 to 1170 code for a protein of 366 amino acids. Gene Ontology annotation, molecular function: protein binding. The transcript has a single exon.